This is a messenger RNA of Sceloporus undulatus (fence lizard), 293 nucleotides long. Its product is annotated as (3R)-3-hydroxyacyl-CoA dehydrogenase-like. Gene Ontology annotation, molecular function: oxidoreductase activity, acting on the CH-OH group of donors, NAD or NADP as acceptor. The annotation marks the transcript as partial. The transcript has 2 exons. The record is from RefSeq and is a predicted model, not a curated record. NCBI's taxonomy places the organism in Eukaryota, Metazoa, Chordata, Lepidosauria, Squamata, Phrynosomatidae.
CUGGUCAUAUUUGGGGGGUUUUUCCUCUCUCCUUCAGGGGGCGCCAGUGGCAUCGGCCGUGCCGUCUGUGCCCGCCUGGCGCGCGAAGGGGCCACGGUGGCCAUUGCGGACUGCGACGAAGCCGGGGCAGCCCAGACACUGAAGGGACUCCAGCCGGGAGACCACCAGGUCCUGCACGUAGACGUGGGCUGCGCCAGGAGCGUGGCCGGACUCGUGGCCGACAUCCAGACCAGCUUCUCCCGCCCAGCCAGUGUCUGUGUCAACUGUGCGGGGAUCACCAUGGACGAGUUCCU